UUAUAAUUGUCGUGCUUUCUCAUUCGCGAACUCACACGGGUCGAUUGCUUUACGCAUACGCAGUGUUUUCACGGUUAGUCUAAUCUUAAAGUGAUCAAGAUGUCUCAUUCGAUUUCUCUAUUUUAUUUUCUAUUUGCAUUUCAUAAUGUGUGUGUGGUCGUUGUGUCUCAGAGUAUUUAUAUGUCGUGAAAAAAGUGACAUUCGUAUUGGUGCCAAAAUGCGUUUUAGAAGUUGAAAUGGAAAAUCAUGGAAAAUGGCUUGUCCCUGUCUAAACCAAUCAUAUAACAUUAUCAAGCAGAAAUUGGAACAAAAAAAUAUAUUAAUUAUUGGAGGAGUAAGUGCAUGCUUCAUCAUCCUUGGAAUAAUAUUAAUAAGUUUCGCUUUUAAGUCGGACGGAUAUGAAAUUGUCAAAGAUUAUACAGACUGUUUGGAUAACAAAGCUCCAUAUAAGAUGUGCAAGGAAAAGUUAGUUACUCCGCAAGUGUGUUCCUGUUUUCUACCAGUAGACGUAGAAGAGCUGAUGAAACCACCCGUAACUCUUUUCUACGAGCUGGAGUCGUAUGCUGACAUUAUUAGCAAGUACGCCAACUCAAGGGAUGAUAAACAGCUGGCUGGUGAGCUGAUCACUACUUCGUCCAGUUGCCAUAACUACACUUACGCCAACACGACGGAAGGCAAGAAGCUCAUCGCACCAUGUGGAGCUCUUGCAGAUGCUAUGUUCAAUGAUACGUUUAGUAUGCAAAUAAACAACACGUACUUAAUAGGUAUUCGAACUGGUUUGUUAUCGGAAGAAGAUAAAAAGCCGUACCGCAAUCCACCAGGAGACCUCAACACGGUUUUUCAGAAGUAUGCGAAACCGAUAAACUGGGAAAAUAGCCCUACGAUGUUAGAUGAAGACCACCCCGAAAAUAAUGGAUUUCAGAAUGAGGCGUUCAUAGCGUGGAUGAUGACGGACUUGUAUCGGAAACCGGUCAUGCGCAUUAACCACACGGGGUACUACGAACAAGGUCUUCCGCCGGACAAGUACAUGAUACGAGUCAGAUAUGCAUAUCCUGCGUCCCGUUACAGUGGUCGGCGGAAAAUCAUCGUCAGUUCUCUCCGCGAGUGGACAAAUAAUGUUUUACUUAGUUUUGGUAUCAUCUCCUUAGUACUUGGCUUAGCGAUUGUAGCCGGAACAUUUUACUUGAGACGUAGAGAGCUAGUUAGCUAGCCGCUAGUAACGAUUGAACGAUCCAAACGAUAAAUUAGAAGUCGGUGCCACAAGCACUAAACAAAAUUAUAUUCGUUUUCAAAGUUAGUAAAUUUUUGAUGCAAAUAACAUUUUAAUGUUUAAUGGAAUAAUUGUUGAAUCUACAAAAAGAAGUGUAUUCAAACAUUACCUUCACAGAUACUGAUACAGAGUUUUUUAAAAACCUUGAUAACCUCAUAGACCUAAGACUGACUGUACGACCCAUCGUAAAGUGGCGGAGACGCGGAGAGUAUACGGAGAACAAAACGGCAUUUUUCAUCCGACCGCCAACCUUUACUAUACGGCAUACGGAUGACGGAUUCGUCGUUCAUCUCCGCCGGUUUUCGCUGGGCCUAAUUAUACCAACUUGAUUAAUGUUAGUCUAUAUAAAUAUUUUUACAGAUCUUUUAAUGUUUCUUGAUAUUUGGCCGAAUCUCUGUUAUGUCAUUACAUACUAAGAAUAAAUGAGUCUGCUAUAUAUUAAUACGUGAUGCAAAAACUUUGGACCCCUUUUUACGAAAAUUGCGCGGACGUAGGAGCAUAAAAUUUGGUACACUUAUAGUUUAUGUGUAGGAGAAGUGGAGAACGCUAAUAUUUUUCAAAAAUAAUGCUUAUAAAGUAAACAAUCAUUAAAUAAAACAUUAUACACACUACCAUGCAUAGUAUCUGAUCGUAUUUGACAAAAUGUCAAAAUCGACAGACAUAUUUAACAAAACGUCAAAAUCGACAGACAUUGUGAUGAUAUUCUCACGUCUCAUAGGAAUAGAGUUUUCCUGUUCAUGAUGCGCCAGAAUAUAUUAAUUUGAAUUUUACAAAACUAAUAGCAAUUCAUUAAAUAAAAAUUAUCCUUGAACGUAUGUUAAGUGGUAUGUAUUGUAAAUUUAAUCGUAUAUGGUCGAAUUUCGACCACUAGGCGACCACUAGUUAAUGUUAGUCUAUAUAAAUAUUUUUACAGAUCUUUUAAUGUUUCUUGAUAUUUGACCGAAUCUCUGUUAUGUCAUUACAUACUAAGAAUAAAUGAGUAUUAAAUUAAUAUAAAAAUGUAAUAUACAUACAAAUUACACUGAAUAACAAACAAUGUAUUUACACUAGUUAGUCAGACGUUAACUAAGUAUUAUUUUAUUCCAAUGUAGUCUAGGGAACCUGUGGCAUCAAGCAGUAUUUUUUUGAUUUGAAAAAUUAAAUUAAAGAUUAUUUUUUAUUUGUAUAGAAGCAUUAUUUCAAAAUUGUAAGUGUACAUAUGCGGGCACUAUGUUUGAAACAAACCGCUAUUUUAUUUUAUAUUCUUUACAAAUUGGUUUUAUUGUCCCAUAGUUUUGACGUCGUAUUGUCGUUACAUUGUUCCUUCAUAUAUAUACAAUAG
Molecule: messenger RNA, 2591 nt
Organism: Spodoptera frugiperda (fall armyworm)
Lineage: Eukaryota; Metazoa; Arthropoda; Insecta; Lepidoptera; Noctuidae
Product: cell cycle control protein 50A
Exons: 8
Coding region: 254-1210 (318 amino acids)
Cellular component (GO): endoplasmic reticulum; Golgi apparatus; plasma membrane
Source: RefSeq, a predicted model, not a curated record